This is a messenger RNA of Stylophora pistillata, 2377 nucleotides long. RefSeq names its product monocarboxylate transporter 13. Gene Ontology annotation, molecular function: transmembrane transporter activity. Gene Ontology annotation, biological process: transmembrane transport. The record is from RefSeq and is a predicted model, not a curated record. NCBI's taxonomy places the organism in Eukaryota, Metazoa, Cnidaria, Anthozoa, Scleractinia, Pocilloporidae.
GAUUCCUACACUAGGGAAUAUUGGAUGACUUGAGCGUUCAAACAGGCAUCACAAGGUGUGCGUGAAUGUCUGCGUGACUUUCAAAGAGCGUGUGACAUCGGAUCAGCUGAAAGGGGAUAGGCCGCUGAAACUUGUCUCUGAGGGCGCAAGGACGCGGCUGACAGGAAACGAAAAUAAAUAAAAUGCGAUCGAGUGCUUUGUCAGCGAUGAGUGCUUGCGUGAACCAGAGGAACAACAGGAUUGAUAAAUUACCUCUGCCGCCCGGUUAGCCGUUGAAAUGGUUUCUUUUUGUGGUCAAAUUUUGUCUUACAAGCAAGACAGCCUCUGGUCGUGGUUUGUUUGUAUUUGCACGACAUUAUGCAUGGUCCUGACGAUUGGAUUUACCUACGCUCUCGGCGUAUUGCUUCCUGUGUUCAUGGAUUCUUUCGAUGAAAGUCGCGAAAGAACGGCUUGGGUGAGCUCUAUCACCAUGGCAAUAAUUCUAUUCUUUGGACCUGUGACUGGCGCGGUCGUAAACCGUUUUGGAUGCCGUGUGGUCAGGAUCACAGGUUGCCUGUCCUGUGCUGCCGGUCUCGGGCUGGGUACCCUGGCUCCAAACAUCCUGGUUCUCUUUGUAGCCUUUUGCACACUCUUCGGCUUUGGUACGUCAUUUAUUUACCUUUCCUCGUCAGUGAUAAUGACCCACUACUUUACUAAGAGGAGAUCCUUGGCUCUUGGAAUUGUGACUGCCGGUCAAGGUCUGGGAACCAUGAUAUGUGGUCCUGUUUUACAAGUGACCACUGCCAUGUUCAACUGGAGAAAGGCUUUCCUCAUAUUUGCGGGUAUUUUGGCUCUCUCGUCCUUAACAGGCUCCUUUCUGAAACACGAUAGUUCCAGAUCCACAGGUUCGUCGACCCAACGCGAGAAAAACUCAAAGAAGUUUUGUUGGAAUGUAGCUGUUUGUAAGAACAAAAGAUUUCUGGUUUUGUUGGUUAUGUGUACAUUUACCAACUUUGUGCGGAUGACUCCUUACGUGCACUUGAUAAAACACUGCGACGAUCUUGGCAUUCCGGCGGAUAAGAGUUCCACACUUUUCACUUUUAUCGGAAUAUUUUCCGCCAUUGGUCGUUUGUGCGCUGGCUGGCUUUGCGACAUCAAAUAUGUCAACUCACGUCUCCUUUACCAAGCAAGCGUGUUAUUGACUGGCGUCUCGAUCAUGCUUCUGACAGUACCAAAGACUUACACCCCACUGGCUGUAAUAGUCAUAAUAUUUAGCCUAGCGGACGGGCUGGUGGUGUCAACAUAUAUUAUCGAGCUGUUCAAGUCUGUAGAGGAGUCGGAAAGAGCACUUUGCCUUGGGUUUUCCAUGAUGGCAGGUGGGGUUCUAGUCUUCGGCGGCCCGCCUUUAACUGGUCUUAUGGCAGACAGGCUUGGAAACUACAUAGUUGCAUUUCUCGUAAUGGGAGGUGUUGGUGUUGUCAGCUCCCCCAUCCCUUUUCUAAUUCCGUGUUUAGAGCCGCAAAAUAACGGAAAAGAUCCCGUAGAAUAUCUUGAAGAGUUGAUGGACAGUGAUAUACAUGUUUCUCCACCAAACGACGUAUCUACAAAUGGUGAUAUUCCCACAACAAUUUGUCCCAAAGAGUUGGUACAGACAUUGAACCCAGUAAGGACAUCCACGGUACGCGCCGCGUCCAAGAGGCCUGUAUCGUUUAUUUGGGCCAUGGAAAGUCCUUGUACUUUUUAACGAAGUCUUCAAAUUCGACUACACUAAGAGUAUAGGGCGCUUUUCGAUUGAGAGUCGUUAAACCGAAAGCAAUUUAAUUACAGCGGCAUAUUCACAUAAACAAAUGAUAUAAGUUAUGCAGAAAGACAAAUUAAGGUAACUUACCAUAUGAUCCGUCCGGCCCAGCCGUUCACGCAAUUCCAUGGAAAUCCAUAGUGAAAAUUUGUGCACUUUGUUGAGAAAAAAAAUUCGCUAUUGUUGCAAAAAAUGAGAGACAGUAGUGAAUAGCAAAGAGAAAAUAAGUCACGUUUCUCGCUGAAUUGAGUCUCUUCUUCUGACUAGCAAAAAAUAAAGGAAAAGUUUUCUCGUAGAAUCUUUUUUUGUGGUUUUCCCGAGUACACAAGACUGUGGUGUCCUAGACACCUGCGCGUUUUAAAAAAGUGUUGGUUACAUAGCUGUGAAAAUAUAAAUUAGGAAAAAAGAUUUUUAAAGCUGCUUUUUUUGUCAGUUACAAUGGAAUUUUUAUCACAUGAAGAAAUAAUGGAACAGAAACAAAGGAACAGAAACAAAAAUUAAUAUAACUUUUAUUUUCGCUGAAGAAUCACAAUGUAAACAUUUGAGAGAGUUUUUUAAUUGUAGAUAUUAAAAAAAAAUGAAAAAAAAAACCUUUAACCA